UCUCGCGGUAAUACGUUCGUCUUCCUCUUUCACUCACUAUAGCCAACAUGGCAGUCGGCAAGAAUAAGAGGCUGACCAAAGGCGGCAAGAAAGGUGCCAAAAAGAAGAUUGUUGACCCUUUCUCCAAGAAGGACUGGUAUGAUGUCAAAGCACCAGCCAUGUUCAACAUCCGCAAUAUUGGCAAGACCUUGGUCACCAGGACUCAGGGAACCCGUAUCGCCUCUGAUGGUCUGAAGGGUCGUGUGUUCGAAGUGAGCCUCGCUGAUCUGCAGAACGAUGAGGUUGCUUUCCGCAAGUUCAAGCUCAUCACAGAGGAUGUCCAGGGUAAGAACUGCCUGACCAACUUCCAUGGUAUGGACCUCACCAGAGACAAGAUGUGCUCCAUGGUCAAGAAAUGGCAGACCAUGAUCGAGGCCCAUGUGGACGUGAAGACCACCGAUGGCUACAUUCUGCGUCUGUUCUGUGUUGGCUUCACCAAGAAGCGCACCAACCAGAUCAGGAAGACCUCAUACGCCCAGCACCAACAGGUCCGUCAGAUCCGUAAGAAGAUGAUGGAGAUCAUGAGUCGUGAGGUCCAGACCAACGACCUGAAGGAAGUCGUAAACAAGCUGAUCCCAGACAGUGUUGGCAAGGACAUUGAGAAGGCAUGCCAGUCCAUCUAUCCCCUGCACGACGUCUACGUCAGGAAGGUCAAAAUGCUCAAGAAGCCAAAGUUUGAGUUGGGAAAACUCAUGGAGCUUCACGGAGAGGGCGGUGGUGGCACUACAGUCAAGGCAUCUGGAGACGACACUGGGGCCAAGGUGGAGAGGGCUGAUGGCUACGAGCCUCCCAUCCAGGAGUCCGUCUAGAAUCACCCGAUGACAGAUUUAAUAAAAAAUGUAAAUGAGACUAAA
This is a messenger RNA of Gadus chalcogrammus (walleye pollock), 893 nucleotides long. RefSeq names its product ribosomal protein S3A (gene rps3a). The coding region runs from base 48 to 848 and encodes 266 amino acids. NCBI's taxonomy places the organism in Eukaryota, Metazoa, Chordata, Actinopteri, Gadiformes, Gadidae. The transcript has 6 exons. Gene Ontology annotation, cellular component: cytosol; ribosome. The record is from RefSeq and is a predicted model, not a curated record. Gene Ontology annotation, biological process: translation. Gene Ontology annotation, molecular function: structural constituent of ribosome.